CUGAUUCACCCGGCGUCAGUCGUCCCGCUCAGCUGCGGGUAUCUGUGUUCCAGUCGAGAUACCCUUGCGGCGCCCUUUUAGUGGCGCGGAUUCAUGCGUUGCCGGUGUGUAUAGACUACCUUUAUGUAGCUGAAAAAAGUCCUUUCAUUACGCCAAAUGGGCUGGCGCCUUUGCUGUACUACCAACCCUUUCCUUCACAUGAUCAGCUUCUCUCCCGUCUAGUGUUUGUCAAGUCGGCCCGGAGGUCAAUCUCAGCAACCAUGAUAAGCACCUGUUUAGACCUUGCGCUUUUGUGCCAUCCGGUACUCGCUUUCCUCUCGAUACAACGACCAAAGAUGGCGGCUCCGAUUUCGAAAUGGCAGUACUUUCUUCUCAGCUUUCUUUCGCUGCUCGCUAUUCGCUAUGCGAGUACGACGAACGCGAGUCCUCAGGUGCCGGUCCUGCAUGAAAUCCAAGAGGCUGUCGAACAGGCUGUCUGCCAGACGGUUGACCAGCCAAAUCCCAUUGCGUCACUUUACCCAACGAAUGCGACUGGAACUUUGAACGGCACGAUCUCAGUCCUACCAAUCUCAUUGGACCUCGCACGCAAACUCAUCCCUUCGCAAUACCGCAUCUUGGAGCACGCAUACCGCCAUCUCCUCCCAGAUUUCCCGGAAGGAAUGUACCCAGCCCUUCUCCAGGCAGUCCACGACCACGGCGUACAAGCUUUCGGCUUCCAAAUACCCGACUUCUCGCGUGGUGGCAUCGAAUUCCCAUUCCUCGAUCUCCUCGGCGACAAUGCCACGUCCUUCAAGUGGACGCCAUCGCUUCUCAUGUCGGCCGAAAACGUCAUCGCUAUUGGAGGCGCUGCGGAUUACGGGAUCAAGACAUAUCCGUCGUUGUUCGAGCCUGCUUGUGACGCAUACAGCGCGGUACCCGACGCUAAGGAACCGCGAACUACGUCUUUCGAGGCGACGAGUGCAGAGGCUGGCGCCGCAUCAAUUAGCACACGGCUUUCACUCACGUCGGAGGAGAAGUACCCGCUGGGCUUCUUCAUGAACAUCACCAACCAAGUCAUGUUCGGGGACGGCAAGCAAUGCGAUAACAUGAUCCGUCUCUUCAACACGAGCUUGACAACAAGUCCCAACAAAAUCGAGACUGUUAAGGGCACCGUCAAAGUCAGCGGUUUCCCGCUGGAAAGCGAGCAGGAGUUUGAGUGCGCGUAUGGAAUCAGGUUUAGUUCGGCGUUCAUCGAGAACAACUAUUUGCCUUGCGAGAACUUCAGGAACUACGGCGCUUAGAUGAAGUAUACAGGGACGAUAUGUUGGACAGCGCGUGUGUUACGGUUUUCUGGUGCGGGAGUGUGCUCUGGUAAGAGCGCGGAAGAGCGGUCGAAUGUCCGCGAUUAACGAUACCCAUUAAGCCACAGUGGCUAGCGAAUACC
Messenger RNA from Alternaria rosae, 1423 nucleotides. RefSeq lists its product as uncharacterized. The record is from RefSeq and is a predicted model, not a curated record. Lineage: Eukaryota; Fungi; Ascomycota; Dothideomycetes; Pleosporales; Pleosporaceae. The transcript is spliced from 2 exons. Bases 261 to 1280 code for a protein of 339 amino acids.